This is a messenger RNA of Babjeviella inositovora NRRL Y-12698, 1134 nucleotides long. RefSeq names its product Pex7p (gene PEX7). The record is from RefSeq and is a predicted model, not a curated record. NCBI's taxonomy places the organism in Eukaryota, Fungi, Ascomycota, Pichiomycetes, Serinales. Gene Ontology annotation, biological process: protein import into peroxisome matrix. Gene Ontology annotation, cellular component: peroxisomal matrix; cytosol. Bases 1 to 1134 code for a protein of 377 amino acids. The transcript has 2 exons. Gene Ontology annotation, molecular function: protein binding.
AUGCUUUCGUUUAGAACCACUGGCUACAAUGGCUACGGGGUCAAAUACUCCCCGUUCUAUGACAAUAAACUCGCCGUCGCGACGGCCGCCAACUACGGGCUUGUUGGGAACGGUCGUCUCUACAUCCUUUCCAUCAACAACGACGGCUCCAUCUCCAGUGACACACACUACGACACCCAGGACGGACUCUUUGAUAUUGCGUGGUCCGAAACCCACGAAAAUCAGUGUGUGGCUGCCUCCGGGGAUGGGUCCAUCAAGCUUUUUGAUGUUCAAGUGGGCCAGUUCCCCGUUAUGAAUUGGCACGAGCACCAGCGUGAGGUGUUCAGUGUCAACUGGAAUAUGGUGGACAAAACCAAUUUUGUGUCAGCGUCCUGGGAUGGAUCGAUCAAAAUCUGGCUGCCGAACCGCCAGCAGUCGCUCUUGACGUUAUCCCCCGAGGUUGACUACACCACAAUGGCGUCCCCGGUGGCGGCCACAGCCAAGGGCCCUGCGGUUCCGUUGUCCAAUAAAACCACCACAAACACUACGCAAACGUGUAUCUACCAGGCCGUCUUCUCACCGCACUCGCCGAGCGUGGUUGUGUCUGCCCACGCGAACUCACAUGUGAUGAUCUGGGACUUGCGUGCACCACACCCGCUUCAGUUGGACUACGUAGCGCAUGGUGGACUGGAGACGCUUACGAUCGACUGGAAUAAAUACCGGUCAGCGGUAAUCGCAUCUUCCGGGGUCGAUAAGAGCGUCAAGGUGUGGGACACACGCAUGAUCGAGUCGGUACAGCCCUCGGCGUCGGCGCCCAUGCCUUCCUUCCACAACGCGUCUCCAGCACCGUUAAACCAAUUCAUGGGACAUGAAUUCGCCGUCAGACGCAUUUCAUGGUCCCCACACGAUGGUGCCUCCUUGUUGUCAUGUUCGUACGAUAUGAGCUGCCGCGUGUGGCAGGACCACAUGGACGACAAGGCGCGCUUCUUAGGUGCGCGGCGCAUGGGGCCACUGCAGUGCACUGGUGUCUUUGGCAAUCACCGUGAGUUUGUCAUUGGCUGCGAUUGGUCUAUGUGGGGCGAGCCCGGCUGGUGCGUCAGCACUGGCUGGGACGAGAUGGUGUAUGUGUGGGAUACUCCGAAUAAGCAGGCAUAA